UUCGUCAUCCUUCGACGCUCUAGGGUUUUGGGAGCGCAUCGUGCACUGUAACUUCACUCCAAAAGCUCCCCCUCUGCUUGUCCCGCGCAUCCCUGCGAAAGUCGUCACCAUGAGCAGAUCGGGCCAGCCUCCGGAUCUCAAGAAGUACAUGGACAAGAAGCUCCAAAUUAAGCUUAACGCAAAUAGGAUGGUUGUUGGAACACUCCGUGGGUUCGAUCAGUUCAUGAAUCUAGUGGUAGAUAAUACUGUCGAAGUGAAUGGGAAUGAGAAGAAUGACAUAGGGAUGGUGGUUAUAAGAGGAAACAGUGUUGUAACUGUGGAAGCUCUUGAACCUGUGAACAGGACAUAGUCCAUUUAGCUAUGUAUUUGGUAGAUUUAAAGAACUCUUUACUUGCAGUUGAUUCUGAUGCUACCAAGCUGCGUGUAAGGAGGAUGUUGUAUAAACUCAACCUAUCUUAUGCUUCAUGAAAUAUUGACCUUCAAGUGGAGUAGUGCACUUGGCGCAGGCCAGAUUUGAAUUUCAAUGAAAUUAUGUAUCGCCAUACAUUGUGACCAAAUUAUUCACUGGCUCGUACAGUGUUGGGAAGUCUUAAGUUUAUCAACAUUAUGCUGCUUGAAUUAGAGUGAAUUUGAGAGAAGUUCAAAUUCAUCA
This is a messenger RNA of Eucalyptus grandis, 652 nucleotides long. Its product is annotated as probable small nuclear ribonucleoprotein G. Gene Ontology annotation, molecular function: RNA binding. The transcript has 4 exons. Lineage: Eukaryota; Viridiplantae; Streptophyta; Magnoliopsida; Myrtales; Myrtaceae. The record is from RefSeq and is a predicted model, not a curated record. Bases 110 to 349 code for a protein of 79 amino acids. Gene Ontology annotation, biological process: spliceosomal snRNP assembly; mRNA splicing, via spliceosome. Gene Ontology annotation, cellular component: SMN-Sm protein complex; U2-type prespliceosome; precatalytic spliceosome.